GAUAAAGGUGAAUUUUAUUAAUAAUAGAUACACAGGAUUGGAAGAGAAAAACAGAGGAAAAAUAAAAAAUCAAACUUUUUCUUAUUUUGAACUAGUUAAUAUGUGCCGCCAUAUUAUCAAAUAAUAUAUUGUAGUAUAUUCAUAUGCGGUUGCUUUGAAAGUUCCGUGUUCUGUCAAAUAAAGUUUGUCAUAAUAAUAUUGUUAUUUAUUGCAAGUGUUUGACUUGAUAAAUCAUUAUAGUAUAGCGUGAAUUCUAUUAUUUUCUUCAUUAUAAUAUCGUAGACAUUUUUUACGUAUAUCAUGGCGAUCUAUUUCAUUAUUAUCUCAGCGUUCAUUUAGAAGGUUAACUUUCUUCUCGAAAAAGAAAGAAAGAAAGAUAUAAUAACGAUAUUAUAAUUGAAGUAGUGAUGAAAUAAAUGAGUAAUGAUAAAAACUCAUUAAGUGAAAUAUUAAAGAGGUUCAAUGCACUUUCUUAUUCAUUAGUUCAUUAGUAAUGAAUAGAUUCAAUACACAUAACCAAACAUAAUAUUUCAUGAUAUGUAGAUAGAUAAACAUUUUUUACUUGAAUAUUUGUCUAAUUAUAAGUAGCAAAAUGUUGACAGAACAAAUUGUAAUUUCUGAAUCAUCGAUUGGUGAAGCAUUACCAUUAGGAUUUAUAACCGCUGAAGAUGGUCGAACUCUUUUAGCAGUAGCAGAACACGAAGAUGGUGUUUUAGCAAUUAUGUCAACACCUGUAGUAUUUAUGCAACAGAAUAAUAUUAUUUCACCGUCAUUAGUUAAAACUAUAGAUGGAAAUAUGAUUAUGCAUCCUCCUGUUUUUCAAAUAAGUAUAGAAGGUCUUACUGGGAUUCAACAAGGUGCUAUAUUACCAAUACAAACAUUAGAAACAGUUCCUGCUGUUAUGGAAGAUGCAUCAAAUUGUGUAGAAUCUACAGUUCCUUCGUUAAUAGAUUUAACAAUAAAUAAUAACGAACAAAACUUUUCUUCCGAGUUAAAUACAAGUCAAUCAACCGUUCAAAAAAAUAAUACUAAGCGUAGCCCUGGUAGGCCAAGAAAAAAUGAAAUCAUUUCAUCUUGUAAUGCGGAUGAUAUGAAAUGCAAUAUAUGUGGACAAGAAUUUGAUAAACAAUCUUUAUAUCGAAAACAUAUGGAUCAACAUGCAGAAGAAAAACCACAUCGUUGUCCAAAGUGUUCUGCAUCCUUUAAUAUUCCGACAAAUUUCACGCUUCAUAUGGCAACGCAUAAUACUGGAGAACCAAAAUGUCCCGAAUGUGGUAGAAAAUUUGCUAGAAUAGCUAGUUUAAAAUCUCACAUGUCGUUGCAUGCGAAAGAAGAAAAUCUUUUUUGUACAGAAUGUGAAGAUGCCUUUCCAACGAAAGCUCAAUUGGAUGCACAUUUGAAAUUACAUGGAGAAAAAUCAUUGACGGAGGAAGUAAGAAAGUGUAAGAUUUGUAAUAAACAAUUUGUACAAUCAGCUUUGUAUAGACUUCAUAUUCGUGAACAUUAUAAGCUGCGUACGAAGAUCGUUAAACAGACGAAAAAGGGAACGAAACAUAAGAUUAUGUAUAAAUGUACGAUAUGCAUGAAAUCAUUUCAAAAACCUAGUCAACUAAUGCGUCAUAUUAGAGUUCAUACAGGAGAGAAACCUUUUAAAUGUAACAUCUGUAGUAGAGCAUUUACUCAAAAAGGUUCUUUACAAAUUCAUAUGUCACAACAUGAUGGUAUAAGACCACAUACAUGUACUCUUUGCAAUGCAAGAUUUAGUCAAAAAGGAAACCUAAAUGCCCAUAUUUUAAGGGUACACAGUGCUCCUGAAGGAGAAUCUAUAUAUGGAUGUACUUAUUGUCCUUGUAUUUUUAAAAAACUUGGCAGUCUUAAUGGUCAUAUGAAAAGAAUGCAUUCGAAUAUGACAGAAGAAACAACAUCAAAAUGCGAAAGUUCUACGGAGGCUGAUAUGCGAGCUACAGUUGAUAGUGUCAUAUCACAACUAGCAUCCUUGGAAUCUGGCAUUACUAAUGUAGAAAAUUCUACUCAAUCUGUAGCUACGAAUGAAAAUAGAAGUGAUAUUUUACAGGAAGCAUUAAAUAUUAGUGGAUUGCCUAGUAAAGAAAAAAGUCCUACUAAUGAAACAAUAGAUUCAAAAAAAGCUGAAGCCAAAACAACAUUCGUUACUUUAUUGGAUAGAGCACCAGAUGGCACAAUGAGAAAAUAUUUAACUAUAAGACAACGAUGUAUAGGAAAUAUACGAUGGUAUGCAUGCUCUUUCUGUCACAAAGAAUUUAAAAAACCAUCAGAUUUAAUACGUCAUUUAAGAGUACAUACUCAAGAAAAACCAUUUAAGUGUUCAUAUUGUGUUCGUUCAUUUGCAUUAAAAUCAACGAUGAUUGCACACGAACGUACUCAUACUGGUACCAAGAAGUAUGCUUGUGGUUUGUGUGAUAAAACUUUUGCAUGUCAUAGUAGUCUUACUACUCAUACAAGAUUACAUACAAAACCUCAUCAAUGCACUGUAUGUGAUAAAUCGUUUAGUUCUAGUGCUGUUUUAAAAAGUCACAUGAAAAGUCAUACUAAAGGAAAAUCAAAUCUUUCACCAGAAGCAGAAAGUUUAGUGCCACAAAUAGUUUUACAAGAGCCAUUAGUUAUUAGCGAUGCUGGAAAUAAGAUCAGCGUGGCGCAUGUACAAUCAAAACAAAAGCAUGUUUAUGACAGUGCAGAUGUUGCAAGACCACACAAAUGCUGUGUAUGUCAUGCAGCGUUUAGGAAAAUUAGUCAUUUAAAACAACAUUAUCGACGGCAUACUGGAGAGCGUCCUUUUAAAUGCACAAAGUGUGAUAGAAGAUUUACAUCUAAUAGCGUUCUUAAGUCACAUUUGCAUACACACGAUGAUACAAGGCCAUACAGUUGUACUGUAUGUAAUACCAAGUUUUCUACCCAAAGCAGUAUGAAGAGACAUUUGGUCACUCAUAGUAACAAUAGACCAUUUAUGUGUCCUUAUUGUCAUAAAACCUUCAAAACUUCAGUUAAUUGUAGAAAACAUAUGAAGAUACAUAAGAAUGAACUUGCACAGAGACAAUUAGAACAACAAAAGAAACAACAACAAAUAAAGGAUGUACCAAAGACAUUAAAUAAAGAUAAGGGAACUAUUUUACCAGAGAAUAUAGCACUUUCAGAAGAAAUGGAAGUAUCAUUUCAACCACAAAUGGCACCUGAUUUUGCAUUAGCUUUUUCCGAUCAAUUUCAAAAUAUAACCGAUAAAGAAAAAACAUUUUUAACUACAGACAGAACACAGCCAGUUAUCAAUCCAAGUUUAUCUACAAAUUUGUCUACAAUAGAAACUAAUAAUUUAACAACAUCGCAAACUUUAAAUACCGAUGAAACAGCCACUAUUACAAUUCCUAAUUAUACAGGGGAUCAAUCGCUAACACCUGAAAGUAUACGCGAAAUAGAAGAAACAUUUAAUCAACAAUUAUUUAAUAUUGGAAUGAAUCUUGGCUUAGGAAGCAAUCUUUCAAGACCUGUAGAUGAUACAAACGCAAAUACUCUUGAACAAAGAGAACAACCUGUUUUGAAUAUUAUUUAUGAUAAUAAUAAAAACUUAGAGUCGUCCGUUAAUACAAUGUUCUCAUCGCAAUUUGAUUCAUUUGAUAUUAGCCAGAUUACAUUACAACCUGAUUCUGAAAUAGACAUUGGACUCAAUACAGACAAUUCUGCAAAUAUAGCUAAUAUUUUAACUAGGUCUAUACAAGAUAGACAAGAAAUAAGCACUAUUGCUAUUGAAAAUAAUACAAAUGACAAUCAUAUUAAAACACCUAAACAAUUAAUGAUAUUGGAUUCCACCAAACAAACUGAAUCUGAUGCCUUAAAACUGCCAGAACAACAAUCUUGUCCAAGAUAUCCGAAAGUUAUAGCUAAAGCAGAUACAACGGAUACAACAACAGAUAUAAAAAUUAUAAAUUUAACAAAUAAUACUGAAAUACAGAUGAUUAAUGAUUGUAAUGAAAAACAUCAAGAAAAUAUCGUAUGUCACGAACAUGGAAAUAAUACUUUGCAUAUAAAAUGUGACUUAAACAACGACAAUUUUCAAGAUACAUUACAAUUAAAUGCUCAUUCUAAGUUACAUUCAAAUAUCAUUUAUACAGAUAUUAAUGAAUGCAACAUUAAAUGUGAUUCUUUACUUCAAUGUCAUAUAUGCAGUGAACAAGGCUUUACUACAGAAGAAUUAAAGGAACAUUUACAAACUCAUCGUGGAACAAAAGGCUUCCAAUGUACAAUAUGUUCUCUUAAAUUUUGUACUAGUGGUGGACUUAGCAGACAUUUAAAAUUACAUAAAAGUAAAGAACAAUGGAAGUGUACAAUUUGUCAACGAGUUUUUGUUAGCAAGAUCCAAUUGAAAUCUCAUCAUAAAAUGCAUUUUAAUAAACUUAAUUCUGAUUCAUUAGAAGUGACAGACAGUUCGCAAAAAGAAAAUAUUUCUAUUGAUACAAGUCUUUCUAUCGAUUCUACUUCAAAUAAUAAAAUAUCUUUUGGUAAUAACAAAACUUCCAUAGAGGAAAAUAUUUCUUUAGAUGAUAAAAUGGGCACCGAUUCAUCAGUGUCAGAAAAAGUUCUUUUAGACAUAGUAGCGGAAAAAAAGAUCAUGGAUCAAAUAGAUGGUGGUGUAGAGAAAAAAGAAACAAAAGAAUAUAUUAAUAAAUGUAAAUACUGUCCUAAAACAUUUCGCAAACCAAGUGAUCUUAUAAGACACAUUCGGACACAUACUGGAGAACGGCCAUACAAAUGCGAACAUUGCAAUAAGAGUUUUGCAGUUAAAUGUACAUUGGAUUCUCAUAUGAAAGUUCAUAGUGGCAAGAAGACAUUUUGUUGUCAUGUUUGUAAUAGUCUAUUUGCUACAAAGGGUAGUUUAAAGGUUCACAUGCGAUUACAUACUGGUUCUAAACCAUUUAGAUGUCAAAUUUGUGACCUAAGAUUUCGAACUUCUGGUCAUAGAAAGGUACAUUUAUUAAAACACGUGAGACAACACAAAGGUACAACAAAACGAAAACCAAAGCACAUGAAAGUUUCUGCCGUAACUGAAGCAAGUCUUGAUUUAGAGAAAUCGGUUAAUGAAGGUGUAGUGCAUUUAGUAACAACUGAUAAUGAUGUAUCUACAUCGUCAAAUGUUGAUUAUUCAAAUUUAGAUACAAUUAGUAUUGAUACUAAUAAUUUGGUCAGUCAGAUUAAUUUGAAUAACGAAACGAUGAUAUUAAAUAAUAGUUCGAUAGUAUCGUUAAAUGAGAAUAAUCAAUUAGUAGCAAAUUUGCAUUUCUUAUUAGCAAAUGGAUUUGUUACUAUUCAAACGGAUGAAACUUCAUCACCACCACAACAACAACAACAACAACCACCACCACCAUCUCUACCACCAGUAGAAGCAGCAGUACCACCACCAUUAGUACCUAUUUCGGAUGCAAAUGUUAUUCAGAAUGAGAAUAAAUUACCAGAAUAUGUUAAUGCUACACCUAUACAGGAAUCUUAUAUUGAUAUAGAAGAUACUAAACACGUUGUUAUUAAAAAUGAAACAUCAACAACGGCAGUCCUUCCAACAAGUCAUGUUUCAAUAGAGCCAAAUAUAGAUAUCAAUAUGACACAGUUAGAAUAUACAGACAUUAAACCAGUUAAAACAGAAGUUACAUUGAAGAAGCAAACAAAUAAUAAGAGUAAUUCAUCAAAACAAAGAGCAUGUGAUAUUUGUGGAAAAACAUUUAUGAAGCCAUAUCAAGUAGAAAGACAUAAACGAAUUCACACGGGUGAACGUCCAUUUAAAUGUGAAUUAUGUACCAAAUCAUUUGCCCAAAAGGCAACAUUACAAAUGCAUCAAAAACACCAUACAGGUGAUCGGCCACACGCUUGUCCACGUUGUGAUUUUACAUUUUCUCAAAGGGGAAAUUUACGAACACAUUUAAAACGUGUUCAUCAAGCGGAUCUUAUGAGUGCUAAAAAAUUAAAAUCAAGUCAACAAGUUGUAAGUGCUAAAUUAAUACAAAAUAAUUUAAGUGAAACAAAAAUUCUAAGUUUAGAUGAUAUUGCCUUUGUUCGGUUUGUAAAAUAAUCAAUUUUUUUUUCUUUCUUUUUUUUUUUUUUAAGAUAGACUAACAUCUUCAAAUGCUAAAUACGCUUAAACUCCUCUAAUCCUGUCUGAGAUAUCAGAUAGACCUCUUUUUCACUGCUCUAAUUAUGAAAGAUUAACAAAGGAAGAAAAAACAGAAAUAAUAUUAGACUGAUCUCUCUGUCUUUGCAUUGAGAAAUUUUGUAAAACUCGCUGUGAUGUAUAUAUUGUAUACACUGAUAACACUAAAAUAGUAAACUUAUAUUCUACGGUUUAUUAAAAUCCUGAGAGUCAGUUAUUAUUUUUAAGUGUUCUAUAAUGCUAAACCUAUCUGGUAUUACUAAGAUGACAAACAUUUUCUUUGAUAAGUUGUAUUAUCUUUAUUUGAUACGUAAAAAUAUAACUUGUACAUAAAUUACUACUGUUUGUAAUAAAACAUAUUACAGAAUUGAA
This is a messenger RNA of Polistes dominula (European paper wasp), 6535 nucleotides long. RefSeq lists its product as uncharacterized. Gene Ontology annotation, molecular function: zinc ion binding; nucleic acid binding. Gene Ontology annotation, cellular component: nucleus. The record is from RefSeq and is a predicted model, not a curated record. Gene Ontology annotation, biological process: regulation of gene expression. NCBI's taxonomy places the organism in Eukaryota, Metazoa, Arthropoda, Insecta, Hymenoptera, Vespidae.